Messenger RNA from Tachysurus vachellii, 1839 nucleotides. RefSeq names its product calcium/calmodulin dependent protein kinase II inhibitor 1 (gene camk2n1). The record is from RefSeq and is a predicted model, not a curated record. Gene Ontology annotation, biological process: negative regulation of protein kinase activity. The transcript is spliced from 2 exons. The coding region runs from base 532 to 768 and encodes 78 amino acids. NCBI's taxonomy places the organism in Eukaryota, Metazoa, Chordata, Actinopteri, Siluriformes, Bagridae. Gene Ontology annotation, molecular function: protein kinase binding; calcium-dependent protein kinase inhibitor activity.
UUUUUUUUCCCCCAGCGCCACGGUCCAGCCCCAGUGAGCUCUCGCGCACUGACACACACACACACAUACACACGCGGGCGCGCACACACGUCCGCCCGAACGGGAAGGCUCGCGCUCUUAACGAGUUUCCGCGUUCGGAAAACCCUACGGGAAAAAACAAGGAAUAACCCGACAGCCUUUCUUUGUUAAAAGAAAAUAAAAGAAAGAAAAAAGGGACCGAUUUGCUUUGCUCGUGUCUUUUUUUAAGCCCCACGUACGGGGGUGUCCACGCCACUCACGGGAAGACAGAAGAGCGCGAGGGAGGGAGACAGAACGCGAGUGAGAAGGAGACGGAGAGCGCGCGCUGUAGGCUGAACGGUCCGGGGAAAAGGCUCGCUGCCGCGCGCGCGCGCGUGUGUGUGUGUGUGUCUAUGUGUGUGUGUGCGUGCGUGCGCGUGUGUUUUUUUGUCCUCGCUCGCGAAGAGAAAGAAAGGAGGGAGGGAUAAACGGAACGGCAGCUGCGGUUUGCGCGCCUGGCUUCGUGCUUUCAGCAUGUCGGAGGUGCUGCCAUACAGCGAAGAGAAAAUGGCUCAUUACGGCAACGACGGCGACGACGAGGAUCACCUCUCGUUCACCUGUCGCCUGCAGGACACCAACAACUUCUUCAGCGGCAACCAGAACAAGCGACCACCCAAGCUUGGCCAGAUCGGGAGAAGCAAACGAGUCGAGGAAGACGGUGAUGCCGAAGCACUGGAGAAGACGGCGGACAAGUCGUCUUCAUCUGCGUGAGCGGAUUCCAAAGACACUUGACCUUUGAUGUGUGUACCCAAAGACAUUGUAAAGAAGCAACCCCUCUCCCAUCCGGCAACCAAGCACGUCACACUCUCUUGCUCUCCGACACCCUCUUUCCAUCUGAACAGGGAUGGCUGAUGGACAAUGCGGCGGGCAUGCAUGGGAAACUGGACGAAAGGGGCCCAGGAAUGGGAAGGGAAUACUGUGUUUUCCAAACUUUAUUCGAGCUAUGUGCAAUGAGGGGGGCAUCGCCUUGUUAACCGAGGCCGGCCAUUCCCACCGGGAUAUAAUGAAGCAAUUAGAGUGACUGAGCAAAUUGUACCAUUAACAUUGAACCAGUAUCUUCUUCCCCAAGCUGUAGUUCAAGGCUUAGCUGAGUCGCUGGCUGAUGAUGUUAAUGGUAAAAUAGCAAUGUCAACUUCUCUUCCACGGUGAAUUUCAAAAGGAGAUUCACCAUGUAUUUAAGAUAAAAAAGGCUAUUUAUUAAAUCUUUGGAUACCUUUUUUUGCAGUGUUGGAGGUCUGAGCAAGUUUUAUAGAGAAUGACAGGAAAAUAGUGAUUUUCCUUUUAUGCUUUUUGUUCAGGAUGUAGCUUGACUAAGGGAUUACCAUGGUCUACCCCUAAGAUACCCUCCCUCUUCUCCCACCCUCAAACUCAACUCCUUAACCCCUUUUCUUGCUAUUUCAUGCAUUUGAUGUUUCUAAGCUGACAAGGGUUAGAUCAGGUAUAUGGAGUUAAAAAAAAAGAAAAAAAAAAGGAAAAAAUACAAAAACCUUACUGUCGCAUUAUGAUUACUAUUGUACUACAUAUUUACCGUAGGUGUGCCAAAUAAUCAUGACAGAAAUAUGUAUUUCUGUGCUCUCUUCACACGCACAGUUUUAUGAAUAUUCGGUGUUCAUGUUUACAGGGCUUUUUUCAUACUAGUGAUGUACUUUAGUCAUGCAUGACGAACCUGACGACCUCAAGAGAAUCUUAUAUAAUGGCUAAUGUUGUGUUGAUUUCACAGAAAAAAAAAGUUUCUACGGGAAUAUCUGUAAUAUUAAAGAUUUUGAGAAAUGGAAUGAAAAA